GGGCCAGGACGCUGUGGGAGCCUAGGCUGAGAAGAUGCUCGGGCCAGCAGCCACCACCAGCAGCCCCGUCUCCGCUGCCGACCGUGCCCGCCGCCCCCCGGGCCCCCACUAGCGGCCGCCUUCGCUUCUUAUCUCCGGCCCCCCGUCCUGAGCAGGGCCUUGGGAGGGGGGCUCGGCCCUUCGCAUUUGUGGGGAGCCCCCAAGAAAGGAUACAGGGAGAGUGUCCUGUCUCCUCUGCACCCCACUGGCUCAGCCAAGUACUCGGCUUCGGUGAUCUUUGAAAGCCCGGACCCCACCCCUCAGUUCUCCAUCCCAGACGCCCCCCGUACCCUCUCCACCCUGCUCUCCUUCGCCCUCCCAGCUCUGUCAGCGCUCUUCCCCCCCCAACCCCCUCCCGCUUCCCUCCCCGCCGCUCCCCUCCACCCUCCUCGCCGCCCCCUCCCCUCCCCCUCCGUCCCCUCCCCCUCCCCCCCCACCAUGAGGAUGAUGGCCGCCGGCGCGGUGCACGGCCUCUUCACGGCCUCCGCGGCCCCGCAGCCGCCGCCGCCCCCGCCGCCGCCGCCGCCGCCGCAGCCCCAGCCUCCCCAGCAGCCGUCGCCGCCGCCACAGCAGCCGCCGCCGCCGCCGCAGCCGCCGCAGCAGCAGCAGCCGCCGCCCCAGGCCCCCCCCAUGGAGCCCGAGGCCCCGGAUUCCCGCAAGAGGCCCCUCGAGACGCCCCCCGAGGUGGUCUGCACCAAGCGCAGCAACACGGGAGAGGAAGGCGAGUACUUCCUGAAGGUGCUCAUCCCCAGCUACGCAGCCGGCUCCAUCAUCGGCAAAGGCGGCCAGACCAUCGUGCAGCUGCAGAAGGAGACGGGAGCCACUAUCAAGCUGUCUAAGUCCAAAGACUUCUACCCAGGAACUACUGAACGGGUAUGCCUAGUACAGGGCACGGCAGAGGCCUUGAAUGCCGUCCACAGCUUUAUCGCAGAAAAGGUCCGAGAAAUCCCUCAAGCGAUGACCAAGCCUGAGGUGGUCAACAUCCUUCAACCCCAAACUACGAUGAACCCCGACAGAGCCAAGCAGGCCAAGCUCAUCGUUCCCAACAGCACGGCGGGACUGAUCAUCGGUAAAGGGGGAGCGACCGUGAAGGCGGUGAUGGAGCAGUCCGGCGCGUGGGUGCAGCUGUCGCAGAAGCCCGAGGGUAUCAACCUGCAGGAGCGCGUGGUGACCGUGAGCGGCGAGCCCGAGCAGGUGCACAAGGCCGUGAGCGCCAUCGUGCAGAAGGUACAGGAAGACCCGCAGAGCAGCAGCUGCCUCAACAUCAGCUACGCCAACGUGGCGGGGCCCGUGGCCAACUCCAACCCCACCGGCUCGCCCUACGCCAGCCCGGCCGACGUGCUGCCCGCCGCGGCCGCCGCCUCCGCCGCCGCCGCCUCGGGUCUGCUGGGCCCCGCGGGGCUGGCGGGCGUGGGCGCCUUCCCCGCCGCGCUGCCCGCCUUCUCGGGCACCGACCUGCUGGCCAUCAGCACGGCGCUUAACACGCUGGCCAGCUACGGCUACAACACCAACUCGCUCAGCCUGGGCCUCAACUCGGCCGCCGCCUCGGGCGUCCUGGCCGCGGUGGCCGCGGGCGCCAACCCCGCUGCCGCCGCCGCCGCCAACCUCCUGGCGUCCUACGCGGGCGACGCCGGGGCGGGGCCGGGGGCGGGGGCCGCCCCGCCGCCGCCACCGCCCCCCGGAGCGCUGGGCUCCUUUGCGCUGGCUGCGGCCGCCAACGGCUACCUUGGUGCGGGCGCGGGGGGCGCGGCCGGAGCGGGGGGCGCGCCCCUGGUGGCCGCCGCGGCUGCGGCCGGGGCUGCCGGCGGCUUCCUGACGGCCGAGAAGCUGGCGGCCGAGAGCGCCAAGGAGUUGGUGGAGAUCGCGGUGCCCGAGAACCUGGUGGGGGCCAUCCUGGGCAAAGGGGGCAAGACGCUGGUGGAGUACCAGGAGCUGACGGGCGCGCGCAUCCAGAUCUCCAAGAAGGGCGAGUUCCUGCCCGGCACACGGAACCGGCGGGUCACCAUCACGGGCAGCCCCGCGGCCACGCAAGCCGCUCAAUACCUCAUCAGCCAGCGGGUCACCUACGAGCAGGGGGUGAGGGCCUCAAACCCGCAGAAAGUGGGAUGAGGCCUGUGGUGUGCGUCCCCACCCCCUCCCGCUCCUCCUCUCCCCCCCCCCCUCCUCCUCUCCCAACUCCCGCCAGACUUCAGCUUGGUGUGACUCCUGCUUGGCUUGGGACGGGGCUGGGGUAGGCCUGGCUGCACCCUCCCUUCUGGUAGUCAUAGGCAGGAUUGAGUGACGUGACGGCUGAGGAGGGGGCUCUUGAGCCCCGCCCCCAGCUUUGAACUGACCCCUCCUCCCUCCCUCCCUGUGCUUGACUGGGCCUGACCCGCCUCUCCCAGGGUUCAGGUCUGUGUGAUAUCUGUAUAUAUUGCAUUUUGUUGAUUUUAAUAGAAAACAAAGCGUUAUUUUCUCUUUCUUUCCCUCCUUUUUUUUUUCCUUUUUAACUUUUUCUUCUUGUUUUUGAUAAGGACCCCCCUCCUUUAUAAGAUUUUUGUUAACAUAUGGGAGGAGGGGAGGGAGCCUUCAGGUCACCUGGAAUAGGUGCCUCUCCCAAACACAACAUCCUGCCUCUCUAUUGCAGUUCCAGAACCUGGGAAGUGUCAGGAGUAGAGGCAGCCACCCAGGAGUCAGAGCUGAAAUGAGGGGUUUGGAACAUAGACCCCACCCCUGCCCGCCCCCUGGAGCCCCACAUUUCCUUCGCUCCUCUAUCCCCUGCAGUAUGCCCUCGGUGGAAAUGUGGUGGAAAUGUAGCUCUCUUCCUCUUCGUUAAGCAGAGAUAUUCCUGCUGGGAACGAUGCCAGCUCUGGAGUGCCUCAGUUCCUGCGAGCCACGCUGUUGUAAGGCUCAGGGGCAGCUGGCUGUGGCUUCUCGUGGCCUUCCCUAGAGGAACGAGGGUCCCUUUUGUGAUGUCACUGAAUCAAGUAUUUAUGGGGUGCUUCCAGUAACUCCCUAUGAUGUCUUAGGAAGUAUUUCCUCAGAGGCUACUUGCUGCACUGGUUAGAGAAAAAUCACUUCCUGUGAGGUCACAACCCAAAGACCUUUCUUCAAAGGUCACUUCUGUGAUGCCAGGGGCGAGGGCAUAUACUUCCUAUGGAAUCUUGAGGUCACUUCCUGUGGCGUCAUAGGGAUGAAGCAUGCGCUUCCUGUGUUGGACAGUGGCUAGUCCUUUGAUCUUCCUCCUCCUCCUCCACUCCUCUUUGGUGGGUGUUGUCCCUGGGGGAGGGGGAUCCCUGGGAAGAGACAGAGGAUGGGACUUGGAUCUAACAUGGAGGUUCUAAGGAGGAAAAAAAAAAACAGUGCAAACAGUGCUGUGCUGUCAGGGUCAACUCCAUCCAAACAUACCAUCUAUGAACUUGCCUUGUCAGGUAAGAUUGGGAGAAGCAGCUAGUGAAAAUGAUUGCUGAAGAUUACCCUCUUCCCCUCCCUGCCUUUUGUGUGCAUGCCUGUGUCUACGUGGCUUCAUUUCAUUGACGGAUGAGCCGAAUGUAUGGUGGCUCUGUCAGGCCCGUGUGAUCUGGUGUAGAGUUCAGUAAGCCUUGCCAAGCUGUGGGUGUCUCUGGCUGGAAUGCCUAGCGUGGUCUGCCGAAUUCGAUGGGCUUGGUGGCUUCCAGGGAUCGGUGUAGGUGAUGUGCGAGAAGUCAGAAAUACGCAGUGUGCUCAGCCUUAGGCUCAGAGGAGCUAGAAGACUCUGACGGAACUGUGAUAAGCCAGGCUGCCCUGGGAUUGUUCUAGGAGUGGCUCACUUGAGCUUGGUGGCUCUUGUCAACUCUGAAGACUGAGAUUUCAGGGCCUGAAAAACCUAUAGAGUAGGAUCACUGAAAGGCACCUGUCCCCUCCCACCUCCAGGUCCUCCAACCCCAAGCAGGGUCCUCAGAACCCGGGCUCCAUCAUCAGCAUCUCUUGGGGGAGGGGCACCCCGUGCCUGCUCCCUCCUCCAUCAGUCCCCCUCCUAGGUCUUCCAGACCCUGCCCUUCUCCAUGGCUUUGGGGCAACUGGCCUCCUUGCUUCUAUCCCUACAAAGGAGCUGGGAGGAGGGAAAACCACCCACCCAGACAAUGCCUGCUACCCCUGAAGCCUGGGAGACUCCCUACCCUGUGCUAGAGAGCCACCCCCAAAUCAAAAUGUGAAAAUCCCUAGAAAGCAAUAGCCUUCGAGGUACCUCGCACUGACCCCCAACCCCAGCCCUUCCACCGGAAUGGGAGGCUAUAGCUUGAGCACUGGGGUGACUUUUCCAUGUCCUCAUCUCCCCAGUGAGGGGCAGGCCCCAUUUCCCUCACACACCCCCAUCUCCCACCUCCUGUCGCUGCUGCCCCCUACCCCUCAUCUCCACACUGAGCCCAGAUGGGGAUUUUAGUGCCAAAACAAUUCUUGAUACCACUUUGUACAUAUCUUCUACCAUUUGGGGCUGUAGGGAUUGGAGGUGGGGGCGGCCCACAGGGCCACUGCUCCCCUCCACCUCUUAAAUGACCUUACAGUAUUUCAUAGUAGCUCCACCUUGCAUGUGGGUAGUGAAGUAUCUAGCUGGAAUAUCCCCUGUAAAGCCCCCAGGCCCCAAGAGGAGGGGAAGGAGUCCGGGGGAAGCAAGGUCUGGGAUGGGUGGGUGGAAUACAGAGACCAUUUGCAAAUGCCCUAGGCUGGAGUCUGGGCCCAAUACUCCUUUCACACCGAGAAAGUAUCCUGGGGGAGGGCGGGCUGUGUGAUGUGCCUGUCCCUAUUAACACUUUUUGGGGAUCCGUUACCCCUCCAGCCAGGGCUAUCUGAAAGGUGGUUUGCUGCCUUUGUAAGCUGGUCCACUCACAGUGCUGGUGGGUGGGAGCUGUGGGCCUCCCACUUGACCCAGUUGGCGCUGGGAAAUUCCAUCAUCUCCCCUACCCCUUGAAAGUCCCUUCUGCAAAGUAACCUCAGUCUUUCUGUGCUGUAGUUGGUCCAGAAGGGACACAGAUGCGGGCCAGGGAUGAGAAUUAUUUUUAAAAUAAUAGCAAAACCCAUCUCCUCCUCUUUACCCAUUAGCCAGUCAGAUCUCAAAGGAUCUGAGGGGGCUCCUUGCAUCCCACUCUUCAGCACCCAGUAGGUGCUUAAUAAGUUAGUAAGUGUUGCCUGCAUUGAAUUGUCUCUUCAUCUCCCCUCCAGCUUCUAAUACCUUCCCCAGCAUUCUCCCCUCUCUUUAUUUCUCUGCCUCCCUAAGGCCCACUGGGUUUUCCUCCUGUGACCCCCACACCCGCCCUCACACUGUUCUCUGUCCUGUCUCUAUCUUUGUCUGUCUUUUUCCCCUCCUAAAUUCUCAACUCUUUCAUUUCCCCUUGAAAAGCAAAAAGUGCCAAACUUCCUUGGAACUGAGCCGAUCUGGGGGGAGAGGAUCUCAGAUGGUGGGAAGGAGACCCCUUAAUUAAGAGGGGGCCCCUUAAGAGGCAAAAAAAAAACACCUUCGGACGCUGAGCUAAAUUGGACCCCCUUCCUCGUUCCUCUCAACCUGAGUUUUUUCUUAGAAUCUUUAUAAGAAAAAAAGAAAAAGAAAAAGAGAAAAAAAAAACUAAUUUUCAACUAACCCCUACCUUUUUGGAUUCCCCUCCCCAAAUUCCACCAGCCAAGGAGAACCCCUUUUGCCUCUUUCUCGGCAAAUCCAUAGAAAUUGGGGACGGAUAAGACAGUGUCCGUCCUCUUUUGCUGGCCUAACGGGGUAGUCGCUGCGGAGGGACCUCAAAGUAUUUAUGACAAGAGGGGUUCCAAAGUGCCAAAUUCACCUUCUCCAUCCUGUCCUGGGCAGGGCUCUGAGCCAGCCUGCCCAGUCAUCAUUUUUGCCCUCUGCCAGCCAUCUCUACAAGGGCAAGGAAAAUUUGCUGCAAUAAUUAGUAGGGCGGGGAUCGGACGGCAAGGAUUUUGCCGCCUCUGUUUGUACUGAACUUGGAGGUGGGAAUUUAUGGGAUCGUGGCAAGAGUCGUCUUACUGGUCCUAUACUUGGAACCACUUGUUUCCCCGUGGUAUUUUUUCCCUCCACUCUUGACCAAAUCCCUUGGAAUAUCUGCGCUCCUCCAUCCCAUCCCGACCCCGUUCUGUUUCAUCUGCCUGUCCCUGUGGCCUACACCGUCCGUAUUACUUUAUGGCUAGUUGGUUUCCAACUGUUUAAAAAAAUGAGGAGGGUUUCCCUUGCAUGGACUCUUGCCGUUUCCAACCUAAGCUAGCAGGUUAAUUGGCAAACCCGUUCGCCAGUCCAGGUGUCCAGGAGGCCCCGCUAGCUCGCACACCUGUCGGACAGCCAGACAGGCCUUCUCUGUACCUAAUGCAUCCGCCCCCAAGCGCCAUCCGGAAUCACCUUCGUGAAAACCUUCGUGGGGGAGGACAGAGUCGCAAUACCCAGGUCCGGGCCAGAGAAGCCUGAUCUGCGCUUUGUGGAGUGUGGACACCCGUCCUUGCCGUCCGAGCCCUCUCCACACCACAGUCUGCGGUCUGGAUGUCCCAGCUGGUGUGUGCGGUCCCUCGGGUCCCCAGGCUCUCACCAGCAGCAGAGUCGACUGCCUGCUGAGGGGCAGGAGGGAGGGGAAGUCUCUGGAAGGUGGUGGUGGUGGUGAAGACUGCUGGUUUUUAACCCCUUCUCAGCCAGUCUAGGACACGCGUCUCCUUAGAAUUAAUGUAGGGAGACCCUCCUCCUUCCUCCCUCCCCCCUCCCAUCCCCACAAAACCACCAACCUCUCAUCUUCUAAGUGACUCCAUCACCACCGGCCACCACUGGAACCUGCGGCCUCAUUGCUCCAGCCCGCCCCCACUCGACCGUCAGACUCAUCGAACUCUUGAUUAACCCUUUCUGUGUUCAUCCCACGGAAAACUUGUGUGUCCGGCAGGGAGGCCAGGGGGUGGACGCUAAGGGCAGUUGCUUAUCUUUCCUCCAUCUCCUCCCAGCGCCCAUGCCUCCCCAUCCCAUGUCCCCAUCCUCAGCCCUCACCCCUGAGGAUCUGCCUCUCCCAGGGGCACAGGGAUCCUCUGGAAAUACCUUUGCUGUUUGGCUUUGCAAAGGCGGGUCUAGGGGUCGUGGUCUCCCCAGCGGAGCGCGCACUCCGACUGUCCUCCUCUUCGCCUCCACCCACUCCCCACGCCUUCACUGUAAAUAGUCACUUUUGUACUUGGUUUGAGCCAGGCGACGUGGGGAGUCUCUCUCUCUCUCCCUCUCUCUGUCUCCCCCCCUCCCCUUCUUUUUUAUUUGUGUUGGCAUCUCAGCUACUGGAGGCAUGGUCCACAUCCCGGUUCGAUUUGGGAGGAGCCCAAGGUGUGUUCCGCCAAAAUGCUGAGGAUUUCAAGAAAACAGUAUUAGUUCUGAAAGGGCUGGGAUACACAGAUCCCCCUGUGCGGGAGAGGGAAGGCUCUGUUCUCCAGAUCUGUGAAAUGGGCUCAUCCUCCAAUCUCCCUGAAGAACCUUGGAGGGACCGAGAGUUGAAUCUCUCCUCCACUUCCUCUGGUGGAGGCGGGCGCGAAAAGAAUGGCUCUGGGAUGGGGUUGUCUUUGGAGAAAAGACUGGGAAUCCUUCCUGGGACCUGACGCUACUCUCUGCUAGGCUUGUUUUCUUGCAAAGAGGUAGUCAGAUGAACGUCUGAGAUCCCUUUCUAACCUUUAAGGAACAGGUCCAAGCCCCGCGGCUGGCCUGCCUGCUGCCUCUGCGCUGCAUUCCAGUUUGGUGGUGGGGUGGACAGUAAAGUGGCCAUGCCUCCAGUUUCUCCAUUCAACCCCCUCUUAGCCGAUUUCCUUCCAUCCUCUUCGACCAGCGCCGCCGACCACUUCCUCUCCGCCACCUCCAGAAGCUCUUGGCUGGGGUCACCGCACUCUCCUCCCCUUCCCCCCAUCGCCAUGCCUGGGCCACGCCCACCUCUCCCACCCACUCACCCACCCACCCCAGUGUCCGCUGUGUGACCUAGUGCACCGUGUAUUAGCUUCCAUGGACCCACCCACCCCCCGCCCCCACCACACCCCUCCCCCACCCCUCCUCCCUCGGCGACUUCACCUUUUUUUGCCGCGAUAAACGUCAUCUCAGCA
This is a messenger RNA of Meriones unguiculatus (Mongolian gerbil), 8103 nucleotides long. It is a transcript of the gene Nova2, whose product is annotated as NOVA alternative splicing regulator 2. The record is from RefSeq and is a predicted model, not a curated record. Gene Ontology annotation, cellular component: nucleus; cytoplasm. The coding region runs from base 478 to 2148 and encodes 556 amino acids. Lineage: Eukaryota; Metazoa; Chordata; Mammalia; Rodentia; Muridae. The transcript has 4 exons. Gene Ontology annotation, molecular function: mRNA binding. Gene Ontology annotation, biological process: mRNA splicing, via spliceosome; regulation of alternative mRNA splicing, via spliceosome.